AUGCCUUCAUUUCUAUUACUCUCUUUCUCUCGUUUUUAUCACACUACUCUCUUCUUUCUUGAUAACAGAGAAGAAGAAGAAGAAGAAGACAAAAACAAUUUAAGAAAGAUGAAGAAGAAGAUGGAAGCAGACGAUGAAAAGUCGUUUGAAUCCUAUUCGACCUGCUUUGAAGGACGCUUAAAAGCAGCGCUGAGAGAGAUGCAACUCGGGCAAAGCUUUUCUCGCGCCUCGAAUACAAAUUCGAAGAAGAAGAACGAUGAUGAUGAUGAUGAUGUGAUGAACAACAACAACAACGAGACGACGACGACGGAAGACAAAGAAGGCAAAGAAGACAACAAAGAAGAAGAAGAGAAGAAACGAAUAACGCGGACGAGAAAAGAGAUCAUCGAGAAACACAUCUUACGAGACGCGAGGAGAGAGAACGACGAAGCGCUCGAGAAAAAACUGUUAACUGCUACAACUACUAAAACUUUAGCGUUAUAUAAAGAGAACGCGACGAUGGCGGAUGCGUUUUUAAUGGCGGCGGGAAAGAUAACCAGCGCACUCAUCGAGGCGUACGAAGACUUUUUAGACGAUUCUUCUUCUUCUCAGUGCGCUCUGGCGGACUUUAUAUCAGAUGCGCUUCUUCGCGGCGACGACAAAGGGAAAGACAAAAGUAAAAAAAGUAGUAGUAGUAAUAGCAAAGUUAACGAUGCGAAGUCGUCGACGUAUCGCGCAUUCUUAGAGGUUCUUUUGCUCAUAGCAGAAUCGGAGGAGUUGAAAGACACGCAGCUUCGUUUGUUGCCGUUUCGGUUCAUAGAAGACGUCUUCGCGCAGAGUUCUGUGGAAGAUUGCUCGGAUAUCGUGAACAAAUACUUGUUCUCCGAAAAUUUUAUACCGAAGGAGAAUCAAGGAUACGAAGAUGGAGAUUACUAUCCGCACGAUAUAGACGGCAUAAAAUAUCCCGAAGAGAAAACGGGGAAAAAGAGGGUAAAAAGUAAAACGAAACUCAUUCAGAAGGACGUGUACGACAGAUUAAUAGUCAUCAUGGACAUUAAAAAAGAGUUCGACGAGAAUGGACUGCGAAAGAUGAAAAGCGCGAGCGAAAUUUACAACCAGACCGGGCCCGAAAAAUACGACUGCGGUGAAGAGUGUCAAGUCAUCAUGCUCAAGUCUUUUGACGAGCUUUUAAAUCGAUCGUCGCAAAUAUUACACGCGGAAUUUAGAGGGAAAUGUAUGUUAAUGUCGAACGGAGUCAAAGACUUCGCCGAAAGCGCGCACGUUGCCGCGGGCAUAGAUUUCAUCGCCGAAGACGAAUGCGAUCAAGCUGCAAAAAAGAAAGCAAAAGAUGGUAAAAAUAGCAAACAGUCAAAGAAAAGCGUCUCGAAGACGAAUAAUAAUAAUAAUAAUAACAACAACAACAACAACAACAACAAAAAGAAUCCAGCGCAAAAAGACGAUGAGGAAAAUGAGGAAGAGAAAUUGAACGCAAUUGCUCUGGAUGAUUUGAAAACCGUCGAGAAAGUCUUCCGCGAAGCAAACGAGGAUUUCGGCGAUGAGUUCGAUGCCAUCAUUUCUCCGCAGUUAUACUUUGCAUUUUGGGAGGCUAUGGAGUUGUUCGGUGAACCGAUCAUGGCGUGUAAACUGCACGUCUCUUCUGUGGACGAUUUUCAAAGCAAAGUCGUGAAAAAUUUAAAUAUCGUUUUAGAAAAGAUUAAAGCUAUAUCUCCGUUUAAGAAGCAAAUGCUCAGAGAGGAACUUCUGGAGCAACUUGCACUCACGGGUACGUUAAGAAUUUCAACCGCUCGGGCGUUUCCGUUCCAAAUGCGAGAUGGUUUCUUCUUGAGAAAUUUCUUGGCCCAAGCCGCCAUGUUCUUGCACUUCGUGCUCUUUCAUUUCGGCGACGACAACAGCCCUUUGGAAAAAGAGCACGCAAAGGAAGUCGCAGCGCGAGAUGAAAGAAUGAAGAAACUGUACGAAGAACAAACGAAAGGUAGGAUAAUCAUAGACGCGAUUCAAGAGACGGAAGAUCGCAUGCGAGAGGAAGCGGAAGCUAUGGGCGUAAAAUUAAAAAAGACGGGAGAUAAAAAAAGCGACGGUGACGCGAUGGAUGUUGACAAAGGUGAUAAUAAUGGUGAUGACGUCGAUGAUGGCAGACCGCGCCGUCGAGUGAAUGUGCCGAAAUUUGGAUUCUCGGAAGAGCAAAUGACGAUAUGGAGAGAGACAAUCGUUCCAGUUGCGAAGGAGUGUUUCGAGAAAGUUUUGGAUGUCGUCGAGAAAACUGACGCAUCUCCUGAGCAAGGCAAGAAACUGCGAAUAUUUCUCGUCGCGACCAUGUACUCCACCGAACACUACGACACUUGGGUGGAUAUGGGCUGCCCUUCCUUUGAAAGAGAAGAAAUCGACGUCGUCGCUGAACAGAAAGAAUACGAGCGAAAAGAAAAGGAAAAAGAAGACGCCGAAAAUGCAAAGUAUCCGGAAGGAUACGUCCGAUUCGAAAACAAUCCGGAAAUGGAGAGAAUAUGGAAUUUGUAUCCGAGUUAUGAAGCGGCGAUGACAGAUCCUGAACGUAACAGAUAUUCGAAACCAGAAUUUAUGAACGAGUUUUUGCAAGUAGUAUACGACGAGAUGGAUCCAGAGGCUCAGAUUGAGGAGGAAUACAAAACGAAGAACGACACCAUGUAUCGCUGGAAAGCGUUUCGUUUGAUUCGACAGUGGAACUUUGCCGCCUUUCGAAAGAUGAAGAAUAACGAUUUGGAGACGAUUGUUCCGGAAAUUUUGGGUUUAGAUCCUCCAAAAGGAUGGAAACCGCACAAUCCAGUGGACUUUCGCGACGUUCCCAUUGAGAUGCCGGACACGAUCGACGGUGAAAAAGUCGAUAAAUCGUCGCAUCACGAACUCACGGAGGAAGAGAUUGAUAAAAUCAUCGAAGAAACCCACGCGAAAUGGGUGCUCGAGAAGCAAGAAAAGGACAAAUUGGAGGAAGAAAAGAAAGCCGCGGACGAGCUCGCCGCGAAGGCAAAAGAAAAGGCGGCAGAGGAAGGGCUGCGCAAGAGGCGAGAGGUCAACAAGGUGGGCGUGGCGGCAGAGGAGCUCAGCAGCAAUCACAGCAACCACAGCAGCAGCAGCAACAAAGACAGCAACCACAGCAAAAUAAAAUGGGUAAAUUUGAUGGCGGUGGUCGAGGUGGUGGCAGAACGCAGCAACAAGCACAGCAAAGAAUGGGACGCGACCCGCAACAACAAAUGCGUCAACAGCAACAGCAACAGCAACACCAGCAACAGCAGCAGCAGCAGCAGCAACAGCAGCAGCAACAACAACGUUCCGCAUCUCGCGAUCGAUAUCCUCCUUCUCGAGGUCCUCCACAGGGAGGAAGAGGAGGAAGACCAAUGA
Molecule: messenger RNA, 3372 nt
Organism: Bathycoccus prasinos
Lineage: Eukaryota; Viridiplantae; Chlorophyta; Mamiellophyceae; Mamiellales; Bathycoccaceae
Exons: 2
Coding region: 1-3372 (1123 amino acids)
Source: RefSeq, a predicted model, not a curated record